Messenger RNA from Saccharomycopsis crataegensis, 3342 nucleotides. RefSeq names its product exocyst subunit SEC8 (gene SEC8). Gene Ontology annotation, biological process: exocytosis; Golgi to plasma membrane transport. Lineage: Eukaryota; Fungi; Ascomycota; Saccharomycetes; Ascoideales; Saccharomycopsidaceae. The transcript has a single exon. The record is from RefSeq and is a predicted model, not a curated record. The coding region runs from base 1 to 3342 and encodes 1113 amino acids. Gene Ontology annotation, cellular component: exocyst.
AUGUUGGGUAUUCCUAGAGAAGGAGGCAGGAACAGGACCAGGACGCUCUCUGUGGUCCAGUUUUCGGACUUGGAAAAGUCGAAGAUGGAAUCAUCGAUUGAACAAUUGGAUGCCUUGAUCAAACAAGUUAAAAGAAGCUGGAAAAUCCUGACCCAAGAGAAUUCCAAUCCUUUGGAGAUUGCCUUGCCCUUGCUUGAUAACACCUCUGUUGGUAUGGCAUAUAAGCUCCCAGACUUUUUAAAACUCACAGGGAAAAUAUCUCAAUCUUUACAAGUGGCUGUCAAUGAACAUUACCAAGCCUUCAAUAAUAGUGUGGGAUCUUACGACACCAUUUGUCGUUCGAUUGACGAAUCACAGCAGACCGUGAAAACUGUGAAGUCGACAUUAAAGCAGAUCAGUUCUGAUAUAUCUUCGAAAAAUCAAUUUUUGAGUGAACUUAACGAGAGAUCAAAACAGUACGGUGAUAUGAUGGAGAUCUUGGAUGUGAUUGAAGAUUUCAAGAAAUUGCCUAAUCAAGUAGACAAUUUAUUUGCUGAUAAAAAGUUUGGUUUGAUCCAAGAGAUUUUAUCCAAUGCCGAAUCGGAUGCUGAAAAGUAUAAGCUUUGGAGGAUUCCUGCAUUAAACAAUAUCAAAAACUAUCUUUCUACCGCCAAGAAAAAUUUAUUCGAUAUCAUUCUUGAAGAAUUGAAUUCCACAAUCUAUUUGAAGUCUAGAUCCUCUUCUUUGCUUUCAUUGGUUCUCAACAACGAUAAUUCAUCAUCUAAUAUUUCAAACUUAGAAGAAUUCUCUAACUUAGAAUUGUAUAUCAACAAUAUCGUCAAUAUUGAUGUUCUUGAGAAAUCUUCAUUAAUCCAGACGAAGUUGAACAAUUUCUUGAAAGAGAUUGACAGAAAAAAUGGCGUUAAAGUCAUUCACCGUCAAUCGGAUUUUGAGAAUGAUCCUUACAGUUAUCUUCACUUUUUGUUGGCCACGCUAACCAAAUUGAAUCAAUUACCAAAAGCAUUGGAAAUGAUUGCUCAGAGGCACCCGAGUGAGCUACACAAGGUUGUCAAUGAUACUGCAGAUGAAAUCAAACUCAAACAUCCAAACCUCGUAACUUCGUCUCUGAAAAAUGGAAAACACAGAGGCAAAGGUAAUAAUACACCUAAAAGCAAACCUGGAAAAAAGGAGAAUGAUAUUGAUAUGAAGAAAAGUGAUGAAAACCUAUCUCUAACAGACUUUGGUUUAGCCAUUGGUGACUUGAAUAAUAUUGUUUUACAGGAUUUUUUUUGGCAAAUAUUUACGAAAUUUCUACUUGUGUUACAAUCUCAUAGAGUGGUUUUUGAACUUGCCAAAAAACUUUCAGGCUUGCCAGAGGAACAAUUCAUUUCCAACUUGAAUUCUUAUAAUUUUGUGGAAAUUUGGAAAAAUAUGUCAAGUGAAACCAGAUCAUUGAUGUAUUCCUAUCUUAGUAGUGAUGCAGUGGUCUUCAAUGACUCUAAAAAUAAUAUCUUAUCUACUAGCUCUAAGAGUUUCAGUACCCCAGCCACACAAAUCUCUGAAAACUGGAAUCUUAUUAAUUUAUUUGAUUCAACUAAAAAAAAACAAAAUAGCUUGAGAUCAGCAACCGUGUUCCAGUUUGAUGAAGAAGAGUACCAAGAGAAUGAACGGGGUGAAAGUAGGUCUCUAAAUGAUAUUCACUCUGAAGAAUUGAAAACCUUUUUGAAAGAAGUAUUUCCAGGGUUCAAAAUCAAUGAAACCUUGUCGAGAACUUUAAUCAACGAUACAUCUUCGCCAUACUUGGAAAAUGAAGAACUCAUUCAACGGGAAACUUUGGUGCCAGGCAAUGUUUUCAAUAUGAGAGUUAUUUUAGACUCCUUUUUAAUUUUUAUCCAGGGUUCCAAAUCUGUUUUCCCAAAGAAAGCUGGGAAUUCAAGCCCUGAUUCUAGCGAACCAUUUAAUUUCUUCAUCGAUUUUAUGAAAAAAACCUUUUUACCACAGUUGGAUGAUACAUUAGAGUACAUGUAUAAUAAUACGGUCAAUGUUAACCCUUUCGAUAUCAUAUCCAUCUCAAAUUAUAAAUCGUCAGGUGGCUCGUUGGUCAAUGUCAAUGCUGGCUCUGACACCAUCAGUGAUAUUCAAGUUUUCAAAUCUAGUAUUGAUUUCUACAACUUGUUCACUAAAGUUUGUGAGACCUUGAAUACUUCAAUUAAAUUUAGAGAGGAAUAUUCAUCAUUGACAGUCCAGCUAUUAGUGAAAUUCUAUAAUAAAUAUGAUGAAUUAUAUACCACGUUAUUGCCAAAUAUUGAUCAGCCAGUCACAAACUCUCAAAACAAUUUCAAACAAUUAAAUAGAUGGUUGAAAUCUCCUGAAUUAGCCCAUAUAUCUUUGCAAAUCAUCAACACGAAAACUAAAUCCGAAAAACGUUUGCUUUCAACGGAAACUGGAAUGCUUUUGGCCAAUGGCUCCACUUUGUUGAAAAGCAUUGAUAAGACACAAAUUCUUCAUCCAAAGAAUUUUAACUCGUUGACUCAUCUUUUGGGUACUGUUGAUUGGAUCUUAAAGUGGUUGCCAGAAAUGAGAAGAGUAGUUGCCGGUGAAAAUAACUAUGAUGGCGUUAAUAUAGAUCAGUUACGAUCCCAUUGGGAAUUGGGGGAAUCUAAUCCAACUAGUUUGUCUAAUAUGAAAAAAGUUCAACUCACCUUUGAAAAAGAUACACCUUUGUUGAACCAAUUUGAUGGGGUUCUAAAAGAUUUUGAACAAUUACUUUCAAAUACCUUACUUGCUAUUAGAUAUGAUAUCAGAUUAAGGUUGAUUUAUUAUAUUACUGCGACGAUUGAAAAUAACUCCUGGAAUCCAAAUUCUGAUAUCAAUGCCAUCUGUCAAGAAAUCAAAGAAUUAUGCAACUUGGUUCAACUUUAUAAAUCCAAAUUAUUUAUCCAUUUGCAGCCAGAAUUGGGGGAGAAGAUUCUUUAUGGUAUUCCAAACUUAAUUGAUAAAUUGUUCAUUACUGGUGCCGAAUUGAUUCCAGUAUUAAACCAAAAUGGUAUCAGAAAGUUGUAUUUGAACAUUAUCACUAUUCAGCAAUCCCUCAGAGCAAUUAUGAAAUUGCCAGAAGAUGUUGACUUUACCCAUUCUUUGGCGUAUUUUGAUUUGUACAAAAAGGGGGUUGAAAAGAUCAUUGAUCAAAAUAGACAAAAAAAAUCAUUGUUCAACUUGAAGGAAAAUAAGAAUAUGAUCAGAUUGAUUUUCAGUCAAGAGCUCAAGGAUCACGAAAGUCAAAGUGGUCCUCCAUUGAUUAUUAACAAGAAAUAUCAUGACGCAAUCAAAGAACUUGAAAGAGUGCAUGCAGCUAGUGGUUAG